This is a messenger RNA of Bactrocera dorsalis (oriental fruit fly), 6133 nucleotides long. RefSeq names its product interference hedgehog (gene DIP-epsilon). Lineage: Eukaryota; Metazoa; Arthropoda; Insecta; Diptera; Tephritidae. The transcript has 10 exons. The coding region runs from base 1733 to 3526 and encodes 597 amino acids. Gene Ontology annotation, cellular component: neuron projection. The record is from RefSeq and is a predicted model, not a curated record.
CAGUGCUUCAGUACCAAUUCGGACGUCAGAGUAAACGGUAAUCUUUCGGUAAAUAAAUAAAGUGAAAUUUUCUUUUAACUUUUGAAGGAGUUGAAAGUGAAAACUCUGUGUUGCACGCGUAAAUACAAUUCGUCGUAAAUUUAAAUAAAUGCAAAUAUUAAACACUGCAUUUUUGCUUGCAACAGUGGCGUGUAAAAUAAAAAUAUAUAAGCGUUGUGAAAACACGAGUUAAACUAUUUGUGCAGUUGCUGGUGUUCGACAAGUAAAUGUAGCGGCACAUAUUCGCUGCUGAAGUUUAGUUAAAUUUGGUUAAAUUAGCAGCAAUACAUACAUACUUUCAUACAAGUGCGAAAUUUAUGUUUUUUUCUUUAAAUCAAACUAUAAAAAGUAGUCGUCAACUAAAUAUCGAAAUAAGUUGUACGAGAAUUUCUUCGUGUAGUGGCGCACUUGUUUAGAAGUGCCAGCGCAAAGAGGCGUCAAGUCUUUCGCGUCGCUGCGCCUUUACGUUUCUUUCGCAGUCGCAGUGCGCUUGUGUGGGCGUCGUGUAUGUAGAUACGCGUGCAUGCGUGCGGCGCUUUGUGAUUUUCGCGCAUUUUCUCCUUUGCCAAACUGUUGAUUGUGAUUUGUCAUGAUUUUGUAUGUACAUUCGUGUCGCGUUUGAUACACUGGGAGGUGCGUUAGAAAUUUUCGUGUGUCACUGCUGUUAUUAUUUUCAAUUUAAACUCGGCCUAUUUGAGAUUUUGGUGGCUCGUUGGUAUUAUUUUUGCUUGAAUAUAGUGUGAUUUUUUACAACAAUAAAUGCGCAAGUCAUUCGAUGAAUUAAGUGAAUAAAGCAAAGUGAUAACAAAAGACGUAAGGAUUUGUAAUAUUUUAUUAUAUUUAAGUGUGGACCUCAGCAAAGGUGCUUGGCAUGACUGCUUGAAUAAAUGCUAAAAUGUUGAACCACAAAUGCGCCAGCCAAUUAUGUUAAACGCCAAUUUGAAGGCAGCGCGAAGAAACGCCCGCCACUGUUGAAGAGCGCAAAGGAAUUCGCGCCACGCAAGCGGAAAAAGGCAACGCAUACCAAUUAAAAUAUCAUUUAAUGAAAAACCUACAGAGAAACAGAACGCCAGCAUUUCAAGUAAACAAAUGCAAUGCAUACGCAAUAAGAGCUGACCAUUCAAGUGGCGGAAAAAAGUUAAUCGAGUGAUUGCAUCGGUCAGUAAUUAGCAAUCGGCGAUGGUGCGCACAAACACACACACACACAGGCACAUGCGCGCAUCAUUAUGUAAUAUGCAUAUAGAAUAAAUGUAUAAAACAUGAGAAAUGCGCAUAAAACCAAUUUGUUUGUGGCGAAUGUGAAAUAUUGAAAUGAAAAUAAAAUCAAACGCUCAACUGCAUAUGUAAGUGUGGCAGUGUGUGUAUGUACAAAAACAAAGCGGCAGUCACGUUGAAAUAAAUAAAAGCCAUUAAAAAAUUAUUAACAAAGUAAUUAAAAAGAGCACAGCUUGCGCGCGCGUGUGUCGGUAUAAUUGCGGCGGCCAUUUUGCCAUAAUUUAAUUAAAUACAAAUAAGGUGGCAACUCGAAAUUGUUUAUAAAGAGCGGCAGCCGUAGCAGCAGCAGCUGGAGUCAAAAAGCGCCACAACGCUUUGUAUUGCUGCUUGCAACAGAAUUUUGUCAACAAACCAACGGUCAGGCGCAUAGACACACGUCAACAAACACACACACAUACAAGGGCGCGCUUGUCCAACUAUGAAACUGCAUCCGACCACAAUGUCAACGCGCCGCCUGGGAUGUGCGCGCCAAAUGACAUGCGCCGCAGCGCUGCUCCUGUGUCGCGCGCUCGUAAUUAUCGCGCUCAGCGAGCGGCUGCUGGCGGUCGGCGCGGGCAGCGGGGGCGGUAGUGGCGGCAGCGGAGGCGCCGGCGGCAGCAUCGGCAAUAAUGUUGACUCCGAAGAUCCUGAAUUUACGGAUGUCAUUGAUAAUAUAACAGUGCCAGCGGGCCGAAAUGUCAAAUUGGCGUGUUCUGUUAAGAAUUUGGGCUCAUACAAGGUGGCGUGGAUGCAUUUCGAACAAUCGGCCAUAUUGACCGUUCACAAUCACGUGAUCACGCGUAAUCCCCGCAUUAGUGUCACACAUGACAAGCAUGACAAACAUCGAACAUGGUUCCUGCAUAUCAAUAACAUACAGGAGGAGGACAAGGGCCGCUAUAUGUGUCAAAUAAACACGGUGACGGCGAAGACACAAUACGGAUUUGUCAAAGUUGUUGUACCGCCAAACAUCGACGAUGCACUCACCUCCAGUGACGUCAUAGUGCGCGAAGGUGACAAUGUGACGCUGCGCUGCAAGGCGAAAGGUAGCCCGGAGCCAUCAAUUAGAUGGAGACGAGAUGACGGCAAUAAAAUUGUGAUCAACAAAACGAUGGAAGUGCUCGAAGUGGAUGGCGAAGCUUUGGAGCUAGAGCGCAUCUCCCGUCUGCACAUGGGCGCUUAUUUGUGCAUUGCCACCAACGGCGUGCCGCCCAGUGUCUCCAAGCGCAUUAAAGUCAGCGUUGAUUUUUCACCAAUGGUUUGGAUACCUCAUCAGCUGGUUGGCAUACCCAUGUACUUCAAUGUCACGCUAGAGUGUUUCAUCGAGGCAAAUCCCACUUCAUUGAAUUACUGGACCCGUGAGAAUGAUCAGAUGAUUACAGAGUCCGCAAAGUACAAAACUGAAACACUGCCGGGCAACCCCUCUUACAAGGCAACCAUGCGUCUCACCAUAACGAAUAUACAGAAGAGCGACUAUGGCAGCUACAAAUGUGUGGCGAAAAAUCCACGCGGUGAAAUGGAUGGCACCAUAAAGCUUUACAUGUCCAGUCCGCCAACAACGCUGCCACCGCCGACCACAACCACAACGCGUCGCACCACAAUAGCGCCAGCCUGGGGCAGUUUCAGCACGCCAAUUUAUGGCAUGAUGCCAACCAAUUCAGUGAUUGUCAUCGAUAAAAUGGGCACAAAGUACCAAUCAAAUCUGAAUGAGAUUGGUAAAUCCGAACAAAAGCUAACCGGUGAGAAUCCAAAAGGCUAUGACUGGUCAAAGGAUAAAAGUGCGGCAACAAGAAUGCAAUUGUGGCUGCCACAUACUGCAUGUGGCAACAGCAAUAAGCUAACGUACACACAACGAAUAUGUUGCAAUUAUGCAAUGCUAAUUGCAUUGCUCGGCAUGCUGCUGACGACGUGGCUGCAGAUGGCAAUGAUCGGAACAACAACAAAAACAAUAAUGACGGCAACAACAACUACAAAAGAAGCCGUAGUAGCUGGCACUGUAGAUGUAGCAAGUGCAACUGCAGCCGACAGUGCAACGAACAGCAAAGCUGUAAGCGCAUCAACAACAGCAAUAACAACGGAAACGCCAACAGCAACAGCAACAACAACACCAGCAACAGUGGUAUUAAGUGCAGUAGAUUGCAAAACAAUACGAAAAGAGUUCACCACAAAUGAGCACACACCACUACACAUGCACAAUGAAACGCGUAGCAUAAGCAUAGCAUAUAAGCAGGCGUAAGAGCUCAUUCUUCGAUUGCAAGUGGCGAAAAAUCAAAUUUCUGUAUCAACACUAGCAAACCAAUAAACAAAAGCACUAACAGCAUACACACAUACAUACAAACACUCAUUACCCCAUUAAACAGCAGCUUUUCUCGUAAAUUUUGGUGUUUAUAGGCGUUUUAGCACGCACGAAAUCCAAAAGAAAAACGAAAAGUUCUUGUGUUACGUAAAAAGUUAACUAAUUUUUGUUUAUUUCAAUUUUAUAUAUUUUCUAAAUUUUACGCAUUUAUUAUAUGCUUUUUCAAAAGCAUAUUUUUCACUUUUUCUUUAACCUUUUCAUUGUUUUAUUGCAGUCUUUCACAUUUCUCUUAUUGUUUCCCUUCACUUUUAUAUCUAACGACAGCCUAGAAUCUACAAUUAUCCAUUUAUUAUUUCGGUUUUUUUUUUCUCUUUCAUCACUUUUCUUAUUUUUCCUACUUAACUCAUACUUACUCCCAAUAACACUCACAACUUAGCAGUCUAUCAUAGUAAGACACCACUCACAGCAACAAAUUUCAAUGCCAAAAGACAAAAUGUGCCAAUUGUUUCUUAUAACAAAAACAACAACAUAAACGAAUUAUGCUAAAAAAAAUGUGUAAAUAUUAUACAAGUACGAUGAUACUCAAUAUAUGUUUAUGUAAUAUACUAAACUCUAAAAACUAUAUAUACUAUACUAAUGAAUACAUAAACAAUUAAAUAAUAAAUAAAUGAAUAAAUAAACAAAAAACAACUAAAAAGCAUAAAGCAAAAAUGUAAAAAAUACAGUUAAUCACGCAUUAAUGCACACGCAUGCAUUUAGAAAACUUAGUUUAAGCAGCAACCGAAGCACUGCAGCAAAGGCAAUGCUUGAGGGUAGACAUUAAUAUAACAACAAAAAAGAAAAAUGAAAGUAAAGAGUGGGCUCAAGGUUUUCUGCCUUAUUUUGAAAAAAUCUCACAAUUAAAUAAAUUAAUAUUUAGUGUAUUUCUUUUUUAGUUUAAAAUCAAAAAUUUCUCAAAGGACACACCUAACUCUUUUUGAUGGUAUAAUACGAUGGUCGUAAUAAGAGAAAAAGAAAAUUUUUGUUAUCAAAAAUCGAUUCAUUAUUAUUAUUUCUUUAAUAAUUAAGAUCCAGAAACUUUUGCAUGCCCUUGAAUUAAAUGUCGAAACAAUUUUGCCACUCAGAUUGUGGUAUCUCCGAAACAUUCCGAAAAUCGCUGACCUUAAUUUUUACGUAAGGAAAUUAAAGAGUUAAAUUCAACACCAGUCACGAUAUCGUAGAGGGUUUUAAAGCACAUCCAUCCUAUGGUUUUAACAAUAUACUCAACCAAUGAAUACGAGCCUUUUUUGAGCGAUUGACAAAUGCAUGGGAUCCAACUUGGGCAAUUUCUUCGUACUCAAAUGUUCAUCUAAUAUUAAAUGUGCCCCACAAAUGCCUAUAGCUCUCUCAAUCUAGCGAUAAUUCACAUGAUGAUCUGUAAUACCAAUUUGCGUAUACCAACAAAAGCUUCCGGAACAACAACUGAUUUUGGCGGACUUUCACGAAAUUCGUCUAACAGUGAUAUAUAACUUCUGCCCAAGAUCCAUCGCAAGGAAUUUUGUGAUCCUUUGCACUCAGUAAAGUUAGCCUCUCCCUAGUUUUGGGGCUUUUAACGGACCAUUGUCGUAUUGGUGUCCACGCAGUAAGGCUGGGAAUUUUCAGACGCCAUCUGCGGAAUCUGAAUGGAAGAAGUUGAGGUGGAAACAACCUAAUACUUCCUUCUUGACUGUCCUGCGUCUGAGAGGUCAAUAAUUAAGCACUUGGGAGCUAUUAUUUUCUAUGGCCUCACAAUUGACUACAUAUAGUAGUCCAUGUACGAUCUUUGACCAUCUAACCUCAACUAACCUAUAUAACCCCGAUGGGUCAAGAGGACUCCAUCAAAAAUACCAUAUUAAUAAAUACCUAUUUUAGUUUCCAUUGCCUGGUCAGGAGUGUGCAUUUUGAUUAAUUUUGUAUUAAGGGCUGGGACUAAAUUGCGCUAAUUCAGUGAACCAUAACUUUAAAUUUAGAGCUAACUCAAUUUCCGAUUUCUUGUUUAAGUACAUGUAAUGUGCUUUAGAAAUUGUCAGAGUUAUUGAGUUUAUUUCAAUUCACAUUUUAAAUAUGCACACACCGAUAUCAACAACAUAUCGUCACCUAAAAUGCAAAAUAACAUACCAUCACUUUUCAUAAGUUUACAGGCGAAGGAAAAGCGAUUUAAUAGAAACUAUUUACAGUGAAACAAAAUUUGUGGUUUGGUUAUAAAAUGGAUAUAUAUUGGUUACCAUACACUCAUAUUGGUUAUAAAAUGGUUAUACAUAGGUUAUGAUAUCGGGCAGCGAUUUUCGAUUUUUAUUUUGUUGAUGAUAUGUUGUUUUGCAUUUUAGGUGUCGAUAUAGUACAUACAACAACUUUUAAUGCUUUCUAAAAGUAGAAAGCCUUAAACAAAGCUUCACGCAUGGUUGUGUGUCUGAAGAGAACAGGCUGCUUUUUGCAUAUGUAAAACAGGAAAUAUAAGUUAGACUUAAAACAAAAACAAUAUAGUCUUAAAAAUAAAAAAAUAUAAUCAAAUAGGAAAUUAAAAAUAAU